UUAUUUCAACAAAUGGCACCUGUUCGACUGAAAGUAGAAGCCGGGAGACCGGAUCAAGCUAACCUGUUUGGUAACUUUAAGGAACUUGAAAACCUCAAAGCGUACUCGGUUGGCAGCAUCACACACACACGUAAAGAAAUACCAAGUCUGAGGGACCAGAUGCAGAUCUCGACCGUCUGUCAGUUUGAGCCUUAAGAGGAUGCGUCUUUUUAGCCGCCGGCGUAUGUCCCCCCUUAAAUUGGUGCUCCUUGGGGGGACUCUCUUCAUGGUGGCCUUGGUAGUUCUCCAAAGGGAUGUUGGCUCUUCAUCCGGUGACCCCUGGUUACAGGAUCUGGUGGGAAAGAAGGACAAAGUAAUGGUGAUGGUCCGAGAGGCUGUGAACAAUAUUGGCUUCCAGAUUGGUGCUCCACAGCCACCACCAGUAAAAGAGUCUACAGAGGAUGCUAAGUGCCCCAGUGGAUUUUACACUCAGGCUGAGCUCAGACCUCACUUGGAGAGACCACCGCAGGACUCCCAAAGCCCAGGGGCUGAUGGGAGAGCAUUUCAGAAAGACAACAUGACCCCAGAGGAGGAGAAGGAGAAGGAGGAGGGCAUGACACGACAUUGUUUCAACCAAUUUGCCAGUGAUCGUAUCUCGCUCAGCCGUAGUCUUGGGGAUGACACAAGGCCUCCAGAGUGUGUAGAGAGGAAGUUUCGUCGCUGCCCUCCUCUGCCUACCACUAGUGUUAUUAUAGUGUUCCACAAUGAGGCAUGGUCCACCCUCCUCAGGACAGUCUACAGCGUCCUGCACACAUCUCCUGCUGUCCUCCUAAAAGAGAUCAUCUUGGUGGAUGAUGCCAGUACUGCAGAGCAUCUGAAGGGCAUGCUGGAGGAGUAUAUACGUCAGCUGAAGAUUGUCCGCGUAGUGAGGCAGCCGGAGAGGAAGGGCCUCAUCACAGCCAGGCUUCUGGGUGCCAGUAUUGCUCAGGCUGAAGUUCUCACCUUCCUUGAUGCACACUGUGAGUGUUUCCAUGGUUGGCUAGAGCCCUUGCUGGCCCGGAUUCUUGAGGAACCCACUGCUGUAGUUAGUCCAGAAAUCAGCAGCAUUGACCUCAACACCUUUCAGUUCCAUAAACCUGUGGCCACUAGCCGUGCCUUCAACAGAGGUAACUUUGACUGGAGCCUGACUUUCGGCUGGGAGGCUAUCCCCGAGGAUGCAAAGAGGCUACGCAAGGAUGAAACCUACCCUGUAAAAACGCCCACUUUUGCUGGAGGUCUCUUCUCAAUUUCGAAAGAGUACUUUGAGUACAUCGGAACAUACGAUGACAAGAUGGAGAUCUGGGGCGGUGAAAAUGUGGAAAUGUCAUUCAGGGUGUGGCAGUGUGGGGGUCAGCUAGAGAUCAUCCCUUGUUCUGUGGUGGGCCACGUCUUCCGCACAAAGAGCCCCCACACCUUCCCCAAGGGCACUGAGGUAAUCACUCGCAACCAGGUUCGCCUAGCUGAAGUCUGGAUGGACGACUAUAAGAAGGUCUUCUAUCGGCGCAACAAGAAUGCAGCAAUUAUGGCCAGUGAGCACAAAUAUGGAGAUAUCUCUGAUCGCCUGAAACUGAGAGAGAGCCUUCAGUGCAAGAACUUCUCCUGGUAUCUAAACACAGUCUACCCAGAGAUCUUUGUUCCAGACUUAACUCCAGAAAAAUUUGGAGCCAUUAAAAACUUUGGCUCUAAUAAGUGCCUGGAUGUUGGAGAGAACAACAAAGGGGGUAAACCUCUCAUCAUAUAUUAUUGUCACAACAUGGGAGGCAAUCAGUACUUUGAGUAUACCUCUCAUAAGGAGCUGCGUCAUAACAUUGGAAAACAGCUGUGUCUUCAUGCCUCGGGCCAGUCAGAGCCAGUGAAGAUUGAGCUGUGCCAGCUGAAGGGGAAAGGUACCAGUCUGGCACCUGAACAGGAGUGGGUCUUUACAGAGGAAAAUCUUCUGAAGAAUCCAAGCAGUAGAAAAUGUUUACAGUUGAGAGGAGACCAGAUUGUGAUGGACCACUGCAAUGCUGCUGAGAUCUACCAGCAGUGGGCCUUCAGCUGACCUUCCAGUCCUCACAUCAGGUGACCUGUGGCAUCUUGCACCCCCUUUCUCAAACUUGGCACAGAGGAGCCAAAUCAGCAUUGAUCGAGUAGGACUUGCCGUGAAGCUUGAGGCAUUUGACUAUACUGAAUGGAUAGUUAAAGAUGGAGGACAAAGUAAAGACAGUCACAUCUGUCAGACCCUUGUUUUAAAUGUAUUUAUAUAAGAAACUCUGCAGAGAUUUGAUGGUGGUUGUUGGGGAUCUUCAGUAUCUGUGCAAAGCUGUGAAAGCAAGUGACUUUAAAUGACUGGAUUCACACCCCAGCUUGGACAAUCAAGAUUUUCUUGUUUUUUUGGUUUUUUUUUUUUUGUUUGUUUGCUCUGGGGUUUUUUUGUUUUUGUUUGUUUGUUUUUGAGACACUGAAUUUUGAAAUGGGAUCCCAUGUUUAGGUCUUACUAAGGAGUAACGGAUGCCCAUUGUUUUUUUUUAAUAAAAAUUCUGUUUUAGAUGAGGUAUUGUUUGUAUACAGUAUGUGUUGGGUUUUUUAUUUUUUAAAUGGCCAAGUCUAUUUCUGAAGGUUUUAUACAUAAAAACUGAAUUAUAAUGGAGUUGUAACUAA
This is a messenger RNA of Archocentrus centrarchus (flier cichlid), 2658 nucleotides long. It is a transcript of the gene galnt6, whose product is annotated as UDP-N-acetyl-alpha-D-galactosamine:polypeptide N-acetylgalactosaminyltransferase 6 (GalNAc-T6). The coding region runs from base 200 to 2059 and encodes 619 amino acids. Gene Ontology annotation, molecular function: polypeptide N-acetylgalactosaminyltransferase activity. The record is from RefSeq and is a predicted model, not a curated record. Gene Ontology annotation, biological process: protein O-linked glycosylation. The transcript is spliced from 11 exons. Gene Ontology annotation, cellular component: Golgi apparatus. Lineage: Eukaryota; Metazoa; Chordata; Actinopteri; Cichliformes; Cichlidae.